Blepharisma stoltei is the source of this 607-nucleotide messenger RNA. The record is from the annotation of a GenBank genome assembly. Lineage: Eukaryota; Ciliophora; Heterotrichea; Heterotrichida; Blepharismidae.
AUGAAAAAGCAUGAACUUGAUGAUGAUCAAUGGGAUUUUCUCUGCACAAAUAGCCCAAAAUUGGUUGUGAAGAACAUUACUAAUGAUUUAAAAAAGGCUACACCAUCACUUUCAACAAAUGCAAGCUCAGCAGAUGGGCAUUCAAGUGUUAACAUGUCAGGGAAAAAUGCGACGGAUUUAAAUUUAUUUGCGAGAUCUUCAAUUACUCCUACUAAACUUAGGCUUCAGAGCCCUAAACCACCAACUAGAGAUAAGACUCCACAAUUUCCAUAUACAAGACCUAUGCUUAAAUAUAAAUCGUUAACUAAGAAGAUCUUGAAGCCAAAUUUAUUAGACUCAAAAAAUAAGUAUGAGUCACAACUUAAUGUGAGUGCUGAAAAUAUUAAAAAUUCGUCUCAAAAUCCUAUGAAAUUCAGGAUUAAAACGAAAUUGCAGCCAGCAUUAACUGGAGAUCUAGCUCAUUCCUAGGAAAUAAAAAUAGUUAACAUAAUUUUUAUUUAAAAAAACAGUUUGAAAAUAAAUAAUCGAACAAAAAAUAAUAAAAUUUUCUAAUAAGAGAGUAAGGAAAAAACUUGAAAGGUUGGGACUUUUUUCCUCUAGAGACUAA